Molecule: messenger RNA, 96 nt
Organism: Gongylonema pulchrum
Lineage: Eukaryota; Metazoa; Nematoda; Chromadorea; Rhabditida; Gongylonematidae
Source: the annotation of a GenBank genome assembly
AUGAUUGUGGAGAACUUUUCGCGCAAUUAUGACAGUGAAAAGAAUGAUUUCAAACGUGUUCAGCGCCGACGGCGAAUGGCUAAAGCUUAUGGAUAG